AUGUGCGAUUUGCUUGGAGGAGUUCGAGGACGGGGACGAGCGAAGCCUUCUCACGGCGUGCUGCCAUGUCUAUCAUAG
Linum tenue is the source of this 78-nucleotide messenger RNA. The record is from the annotation of a GenBank genome assembly. NCBI's taxonomy places the organism in Eukaryota, Viridiplantae, Streptophyta, Magnoliopsida, Malpighiales, Linaceae.